AUGGCGAUGGAGUCACCAAGCUCUGUUCGGAAAGUUGUUGUUCAUCUAAGAGCUACUGGAGGUGCUCCUAUACUCAAACAAUCUAAAUUCAAGAUUCCAGGGACUGAUAAAUUUGCUAAAGUGAUUGACUUUUUAAGAAGACAGCUUCAUUCUGACUCAUUGUUUGUCUAUGUGAAUAGCGCUUUCUCGCCAAACCCUGAUGAAUCAGUAAACGAUCUGUACAAUAACUUUGGAUUUGACGGUAAACUUGUGGUUAACUAUGCUUUCUCAAUGGCAUGGGGCUAA
This is a messenger RNA of Arabis nemorensis, 285 nucleotides long. Lineage: Eukaryota; Viridiplantae; Streptophyta; Magnoliopsida; Brassicales; Brassicaceae. The record is from the annotation of a GenBank genome assembly.